This is a messenger RNA of Coregonus clupeaformis (lake whitefish), 1063 nucleotides long. RefSeq names its product granzyme A (gene gzma). Bases 77 to 919 code for a protein of 280 amino acids. NCBI's taxonomy places the organism in Eukaryota, Metazoa, Chordata, Actinopteri, Salmoniformes, Salmonidae. The transcript is spliced from 5 exons. Gene Ontology annotation, molecular function: serine-type endopeptidase activity. Gene Ontology annotation, biological process: proteolysis. The record is from RefSeq and is a predicted model, not a curated record.
UUACCCCUCCUACUGAACACUCAUAAAAGGUGCCUUCCAUGGACUCAGUGGGCUGCUCUACCUGACCACAGUUGAGAUGGAGAGAUUCAGCAGAAUCAUGCAUUUUGGGGGACCACUGCUGCAAACCACCCUCUUGAUUGCCUCUGUUUGGAAAUUAGCAGCUUGCUCUGAGGUUACAAUCGUGGGGGGACAUGAGGUCAAGCCUCACUCCAGGCCAUGGAUGGUGUCCCUUCAGGUUGAUAACAAUCACAUCUGUGGGGGCACUCUGAUCCGAGACCAGUGGGUUCUGACGGCAGCUCACUGUAAGGGUGUCUUUGGUGAGUCUAAGAAAUCCGUGACAGCCCUCCUUGGAGCUCACUCUCUGACAAGCAGCAAAAACAAAAACACACAGCGGGUAGCCAUUGAGGAGUACUAUGUGCCUGGCACCUACAGUGACAGAACCAAGGCAGAUGACAUCAUGUUAAUCAAGCUGAAGACGAAAGUCAAGACAAACAGCAAGACAGUGAAAGUGAAAGAGGUUUCAAAGUCUGGCAAAGACCUCCAGGCUGGCACACAUUGCCAUGUGACAGGAUGGGGGGUGGUAAGUGCUACAGGUAGCAUGCCAUCAGACACACUGCAGGGGGCAGAGGUGGACAUACUGGACAGGAAGCUCUGUGAUUGCUUCUACAACAGAAACCCUGUGAUCACCCAGGACAUGCUCUGUGCUAGCAACAACAAAAGACAGGCAGAUGCUUGCAAGGGGGAUUCUGGUGGUCCGUUGGAGUGUAACAAAGCCUUUGUAGGCUUGGUGUCUGGAGGAAUGGGCUGUGGCAACCCCAAGAAGCCUGGAGUGUACACCCGGUUCUCCAAAAGACACCUGGAUUGGAUCAACAAGAUCAUCAAGCAUCAAUCAAACCCCGCCAAUGUUGGCAUCCUGUAAGGAUGGAAUGGGUCAGACCAUAGAUUGUUUGAACUAGAAUCAAAUCCAGUCCAGCUCCUAGGUCCCUAAGGCUCAUACAAUACAUGCAUUUAUGUCAUCACCCAUUUGCCUUUCUGUUUAAAAUAAAGAGUAACUGCAACUAUA